AAUAAUAUUCCAAACUAAGCUUGGUGUUUCAUAAUAUGUUCUCUUUAAGAAAACAUUUUGGUGAUGAAUUAAAUAAUAUAAUUUGGUUAGUUUUAUUAUAUUUAGUUCAGGGUAUACCUAUUGGUUUGUCAUUUGGAACUAUACCGUUUCUUUUACACAAACAUGCAAGCUACACACAACUGGGUAUAUUUUCAAUAAGUACAUAUCCAUAUUCACUAAAAUUACUAUGGUCACCAAUAGUAGAUUCAUAUUUUUUUAAAUCGUUUGGAAGAAGAAAAUCAUGGAUCGUACCCAUUCAAGUCUUAACAGGACUUAUGUUUGUAUCGAUGAGCUUUUUCAUAACAGACUAUAUUGAGCAUGUAGAAACCAACAUCAUCCCGAUUUCACUGUUAUUUUUUACUUUAAUAUUUUUAAUGGCCACUCAAGAUAUUGCAGUUGAUGCUUGGGCACUCUCAAUUUUAUCAAAACCAUAUUUACAUUAUGCAUCAACCUGUCAGACAAUUGGUUUAAAUACAGGUUUCUUUUUAUCCUAUACUAUAUUUUUAUCCCUCAGCUCACCACAUUUUGCAAAUAAAUAUUUUAGAACAACUCCUUCAGAUCAAGGUUUAAUAACACUCGAGGGAUAUUUAAAGACAUGUGGCAUAUUUUUUAUAAUUUUUAGUUUAUAUUUAGCAUUCUUUAAAGGUGAAGAACCAAUUAAAAAACGAACUGAUUUUAUCGUUGAAGACGAAUAUAACAAUAAUAAAAAAAAAUCAAUUGUUCAAGAAACUUAUGGAAGUGAUAUAAGCGAAGCUGAUUUAACACCAAAACAAGUUUAUAGAUUACUUUGGAAAAUCAUAAAUCUCCCACACAUUAAAACAUUAUCAAUAAUGUUUAUAGUUGCAAAAAUAGUCUUUCAGCCCAAUGAUUGUGCAUUAAGCCUAAAACUUUUAGAAAAAGGACUAAGUAAAGAAGACAUUGCCUCAUUUUCUCUAAUUCAAUUCCCAAGUGUAAUUUUAUUUUCAAUUUUUUCAAGUAAAUGGGUUAAAAACAAUCCUUUAACUAUUUGGAGCAAUUCAUAUUUAGUUGGUACAUUCUUUGUGUUAAUCAAUCUUUUAAGUGUUAUAUUUUUCCCAAAUUUUAAUGGCAAUGAAAUCAGUUGGAACUAUUUCUUUUUAUUAUUGGUUAUCCAUUUAUUAUCAACAUUUUCAUAUAAUCUAUUAUCAGUUGCACAAGGUUCAUUCUUUUUAAAGAUUAGCGAUAAGAGUAUUGGAGGAACCUAUGUUACUUUAUUAAACACCAUUGCAAAUUUCGCAGGAACUUACCCAAAAGUUUUUAUUUUAAUGUUAAUAGAUAGACUUACUGUCAGCCAAUGUACUGUAAUAUUACCAGAAUCAUCCGAAGAAAGUUAUAUUAGUGGCACAGAACAAGCCACUAUAAUAAUACAUAACAAUAUUUCAAAAGAUUCAUGUUUAGAGCAAAAAGGAAUAUACACAAUUGAAAGAGAUGGUUAUUAUAUGGUCACAAUGGUGGCUUUUGUCUAUGGUAUCUUUAUGUUUUUUGUUUUAAAAAAAUAUUUAGUGCCAAUAGAAAGAUUAAAACUUUAACAAUUAUAAUAAAAUUCGUUAAUUUUAUAAG
This is a messenger RNA of Dictyostelium purpureum, 1617 nucleotides long. RefSeq lists its product as uncharacterized. Bases 36 to 1586 code for a protein of 516 amino acids. Gene Ontology annotation, molecular function: acetyl-CoA transmembrane transporter activity. The transcript has 5 exons. Lineage: Eukaryota; Evosea; Eumycetozoa; Dictyosteliales; Dictyosteliaceae. The record is from RefSeq and is a predicted model, not a curated record. Gene Ontology annotation, cellular component: membrane.